AAGAAGAAGUCGCUGCAGAAGGCAGUCACCUUCAGGAGAAGAAAAUAAGUAAAUUACAAGUGUCCUGAAGAAGAGGAGCUUGAUAGACACGUCUCCUGAAGAAGAGGAGUCCAGAUAGACAUAUCCUGAAGGAGAAGACGUGAUAGACAGACUUCCUGAAGAAGAAGAAGAAGCUUAAAGACGUAUCCUGAAGGAGUCUUGAACAUGCAAGUUGCAAGUUGCAGAUGGCUGGGUGCAACAUGUGUCAGGAAUCUAGCAAGAGUUUCCUCUGGCUUGGUGUUCCACUGCAGUGAUGGGAGUCGAUGUUAUGCUCAUACUUCCCCAGUUACGAACUUUCCGAAAUGUGAACUAACAUCCAAGAGGUAUCCAGUGACGAGGGGUCAGUUCAGCCAGAUCACCGGAGACGACAUCAACUUCUUCGUCAAUCUCCUGGGUUCCCACCGUACUAUAACCGAUGCAGCGGAACUCGAAGGUCCCAACACUGACUGGCUGGGGAUAGUCCGAGGAUCCUCGGCGACCCUCCUCAAGCCCAAGACCACUGAGGAAGUCUCGGCAAUUUUGUCGUACUGCAACAAGCGUAAAUUAGCAGUGUGCCCCCAGGGUGGCAAUACGGGCCUGGUUGGCGGAAGCGUUCCAGUGUUUGACGAGAUCAUCAUCUCCACCGCCCUCAUGAACGAAGUUGAAAGUGUAGACACCUUGUCUGGGGUGGUGACAUGUCAGAGCGGCUGUGUACUGGAAGCCCUUGAUAACCAUGUAUCGCAGUUCGGUCUCAUGGUACCAUUGGAUCUUGGCUCAAAGGGCAGCUGCCAUAUUGGUGGCAAUGUUUCUACUAAUGCAGGUGGCCUGCGUCUCUUGCGCUAUGGGAACCUGCACGGAUCAGUCCUGGGGGUUGAGGCUGUUCUGGCAUCGGGUGAGAUAGUCAAUUGUCUGUCGGUGAUGAAGAAGGACAAUACUGGCUACGACCUCAAGCAUCUCUUCAUAGGCUCAGAGGGAGCACUCGGGUUAAUAACCAAGGUUGCCAUCAAUUGCCCUUCAAGACCACAGGCAGUAAACCUGGCCUUCUUUGGCCUUCAGACGUUCGAAGACGUCCUCAGUAUCUACAAGGAUGUGAAAAGCAAACUCGGAGAGAUCCUGAGCUCCUGUGAGUUCAUCGACGCAAGUUCCCUUGAAUGUGUGGAGAAGAACUUGAAGCUGAAGUCACCCAUUAGUGCCCACCCAUUUUAUAUGUUGAUUGAGACUUCAGGAUCUAAUAGCACACACGAUGAAGAGAAAUUGAAUACCUUCAUGGAAGAGGCAUUAGAAUCUGGCAAGGUUACUGACGGUACAAUAGCAACAGAGCCGUCUAGAAUGCAAAACCUAUGGAACAUCAGGGAGAGAAUUUCCGAGUCAUUAGUAAUUGAAGGCUACGUACACAAGUAUGAUAUCUCCUUACCAUUGCCUCAUUUCUACAAGAUGGUUGAGGAUAUGCGGCAGCAUCUGGGCACCGCAGUCAUCCGCUGUUGUGGCUAUGGUCACAUAGGAGAUGGAAAUCUUCAUUUAAAUAUCACAAGCAAGGAGUUUGAUCAGGUUUGCUAUGUUUUUUAAUUUUUUGUCCAUUGA
Cherax quadricarinatus is the source of this 1599-nucleotide messenger RNA. The record is from RefSeq and is a predicted model, not a curated record. Lineage: Eukaryota; Metazoa; Arthropoda; Malacostraca; Decapoda; Parastacidae.